CCCUUCGCGCAGAGAUCUUCGCUUUGGUAACUCUGGCGCCUUCCGAUUUCACAAUUCCUCUUCCCGAUAAGAUUUCGCUAUGAUACCGUGGGCAAUGUUUACGCAGCGAUUUAAGAUUUCUAGGAAUCAAUAUAUAAACAAUUGGUAAAACAAAUGAUAAAUCUCUAUUCUUCUUCUAUGCGUCCUGAAAUCCAACAGGUGAAAGCAGUGCGAUUCUAUGGGCACGGUCAUUAUAUUUGCGCAUGAAAGACUGCAAAUAUUACAUCACACAUUGCAUGGUUUAAAACGAGGUCGUAAUACUGGUGACCGAGGGAAAGUACAUUUACUGCUUUUCGUUUGACAAGUUGUAAGCAACCAGUACGAAUUUCUGCUACCAUUGGCUACUUCAUCUAAACGCUCCUAAUUAAGUAUCUUGAUACUCCCGUAUAAACAGUGUAGUUUUACGUGGACUAAUUUCAUUUUCUUUCAUUCUGUUAGGGUACCUGGAUUUUGUUCAAAUUGAAAGAAGAAUAGCAAAGGUAUAAAAUAACGAUAGAGUUGGAAAAGAAGAGACGAGUGUCCGGUACUGUAUUUGAGUUUCAUACCGCAUAAGGAAAACCUGAAGAAGGCAGGGACAGUGGAAGAAACUUGUAGAAGGAGAAAAAGAAGAAGGUGGCAAGAGCGUCCGAGUUACACGGGACAAAGAUUCGAUGAAAGGUGAAUGAAAGAUGCAGUCCAAGUUGGUAAGACAGGGUUUGGUUUUUCUAAUCCUCAUUGGCCUCUGGGUGAUUGAGGCUAAGCGUUCCGGAAAACUUCUGACAUUGAGAAACCGACCUCUGCUUCGUCGAACGGAUAUUAAUCGUCAGGACUUGAAACCGAAAAUUUGCUACGAUUUAGUCGGAUGUUUCGCGGAUCCUCCGCCUCGUUUGACACUGAAACGACCACCGGAGCAUCCAAAUGUGAUUCAGACAAGGUUUUUAUUGUACACUCGUACCAGGCGAGAAUCACCGGACAGUCUGCAGUACGGCGAUGACUUUACAUCGAUUUUGCAUUCACGAUUCAACACCUCCAAGCCGCUGAAAGUUAUAAUACAUGGGUACAAGGGGAGCGGAAGUGACGUUGGUGCGAUACUCCUGGUACAGGCUCUUCUGAACUUGGAAGACACAAGCGUCCUGGUUCUCGACUGGACCAGAGGAGCUGCGACGACUUAUCAAGCAGCAGUGGCAAACACCGAGCUCGUAGGUCGCCAAUUGGGUCUGGUCCUAUUGGAUGCCAUUCACCUAGGCACUCUUCCUAAAAACAUUCAUAUAAUUGGCUUUAGUCUCGGAGCCCACGUGGCUGGCUGCGCUUCCGAGAUUCUCAAGAAGAGGAAUAUCCUCCUUGGUCGUAUCACCGGUCUAGAUCCUGCAUCGCCAUUUUUCAGAAACCAUCUGUUCAGGGAAAAGUCCAGGAAAUUGGACGCAACUGACGCUCAACUGGUAGACAUAAUCCACACUGAUGGAUCCGAGGACUUUGCUGACGGUUUUGGACUCCUGAAGCCUCUGGGUCACAUCGAUUUCUUUCCUAACGGCGGUAGAGAACAGCCUGGCUGCGUUGAUGUGAAGAACUCCGUUGUCGUUAGUCAUUUAAACGAGGAAAUGCUAACUAAGGAGAUAGCUUGCAGCCAUUUGAGAGCGUGGUCGUUGUUUUUGGAGAGUAUGCACAUGACGAAUGAAUCUUGCAAAUUCAACGCCUGGCCCUGUCCUCAAGGGAGAAAUUCCUAUAUAAACGGAAUCUGUUUCCCAAUGGAGUCCACUAUGUGGUCCCAAGAGAUGGGCUAUAAUGCCAACCUUGGCCCUUUAGGAAUUUAUUAUUUGCCUACCCGAGAAGAGGAACCGUUUUGUGGGCAAUCUCUGAGAGCAUCGGUUACCGUUUCUGAUGAAGGAACGAAAACGUCUGGAAUGUUGUUUUUGAAGAUGGAACAACGUAAUUCGACGAUAAUCUUCAAGCUUCAAUACACAGCAACGAAGCGGAGAAACAAACCGAUGACGUUUUACAACAUUGCUGCAGCGAAAUUUCAAUUUUUAUCGAAUAAUCAAAUUGCGAUAAGAGCACAGAUUUGGUAUCAAGCAAACAGGGAUGAAGAAAACGAAAAUGUAAUUAAGAAGCCUAAUUCGGAUACUUUAUUCAUAGAUAAGAUUGCAAUUGAGGAUAGAAAAAACAACAGAUGGGAAUAUUGUGGUUCAAAUACAAGUAUAAAUUUACAUGGUAGAACUGUGCUGUUGCAACGAGGAGAAUGCAACGUUUUGUGAAAAAAAAGUUUUUCUUAACCUUAAAAAUAUAAAAUGAUUAUAUCUAAAGUGUAGAAUAUAAACCCGAAUUAAAUGAUUAUCUAUUCCUUUUUAAUAUUAAUUUGUAUCAUUGUUCCUUCUGCUACGAUAUAAUUGUCUAAUU
Osmia lignaria (orchard mason bee) is the source of this 2412-nucleotide messenger RNA. RefSeq names its product pancreatic triacylglycerol lipase. Lineage: Eukaryota; Metazoa; Arthropoda; Insecta; Hymenoptera; Megachilidae. Gene Ontology annotation, molecular function: lipase activity. The record is from RefSeq and is a predicted model, not a curated record. Gene Ontology annotation, biological process: lipid catabolic process.